AAGGGCCGAAACACAUAACGCAAACUGCUUAUUUUUGCGGCGCCGCAACGCCAAAAUCGGCAGUUGCGUUGCCGCGUUGCGGCGUCGCGAAACAGGGCAUUAUGGUAGGGCAACCAUUUUCUCGUGAUUUUUGAGUGUGGAUAGACGUCUCUCUGCGAUGGAUCGUAAUAAACUUAUUGCUUAUUUGUUAUUAAGAAGACAUUAUUCUAUCUUAAAAAUACGGCAAAGAAGAUACUGGAUACAUCCAUUAAGUAAGGGUAUGAAUCCAAAUGGCGAGUUCUUUUCUAAAAAAUACGAAGCAUUAAAGAUAGACGAAAAAAAAUUUGUUGCCUACUUUAGAAUGAGUAUAUCAUCAUUUGAAGAGCUAUUAAGCGAGUUAUCAAAAUAUAUACAGAAGAAAAAAAAUAAAGGAAGAAAACCAGUUACUGCUUUGGAAAUGCUGGGCUUAACUUUAAGAUUUCUAGCAACCGGCAGUGACUUUAAAACCAUGCAUACGAAUUACUUCCGAGGAGCAAGUACAAUAGCAAAAAUUGUAAGGACAGUUUGUCGCGCCAUAUGGAAACAUCUAUCAAGUCAAAAUAUACCUCCUAUAACAAAACAGGUUCUAGAAGAUGUCGCUAUUGAGUUUGACAAGAAAGCAAAUUUUCCUAACUGCAUAGGAGCUCUUGAUGGAGAUGAAGCAUUCUCAAUUUCGAAUAACGUCAUGCGCCCUUACUCAGGAAAACAUUUGUCGGUACAACAAAGAGUUUACAAUUAUCGACUGAGUCGUGCCCGAAGAUAUGUCGAGUGCGCUUUUGGCAUCCUAGCCAAUAAAUGGCGCAUAUUUCAUCGAUCUAUGAAUGUGCAAUACGAAUUUGCGACAGACAUUAUCAAGGCAUGUUGUGUAAUGCACAACUUUGUUUUGAAUCGAGAUGGAGUACAAGCGACCGAUGACAUUAUCUUUGAUGAUUCUGAUCUGCAAAUGUUGCAUUUGCCCACAGCAAAUGAAAAUAAUUUAAGCCCACAUCUAAUACGGAAUGAUUUUUGUAAUUACUUUUCCAGUGAUGUUGGCGCCCUAAGUUGGCAAUUAAACAAAAUAUGAAUGUUCGUAUACCUACUCAGUUCAAAAUACAAAUAAUACCUUAAUACAUUUGAUUCAAACUAUUUAACAUGUUGUGAACAAACAUAAAAAAAGCAUAUAUACGGUCGAACUGAGUAACCUCUUCCUUUUUUGAAGUCGGUUAAAAAUGUGUAUUUUAUUUCUUUUCUUUCAUUAUUAAUUAUUUCACUGUUAAAAUUUUCAAUAAAUGUGAUUUACUUUUGUAA
Maniola jurtina (meadow brown) is the source of this 1305-nucleotide messenger RNA. RefSeq lists its product as uncharacterized. The coding region runs from base 158 to 1081 and encodes 307 amino acids. NCBI's taxonomy places the organism in Eukaryota, Metazoa, Arthropoda, Insecta, Lepidoptera, Nymphalidae. The record is from RefSeq and is a predicted model, not a curated record. The transcript is spliced from 3 exons.